CGCUCAGCUCCCCUAAUUCCACAGCCCAUCUCGUCGAUACACUCAAGUAAUUCGGCUGGUGACCUCUAUGCCGGCCCCAUCGCUAACAGUAAGGUUCCCCCAUUUGCCACCACUACCUCCACCUCCUCCUCCUCCUCUUGGCACAGCAACAAUCCAGGCCUCAAGGCAUUCGAUCCCAUCUCCUCAUCUUCGGGCUGUUCUACAACACCGGCUGGUCACAACAACAAUGGGACGCCUGCCAAUACCGGUGGCUUCUCUGCACGAACUCUUGCCUCCAUAUUCGAAGCGACGCAUCCCCACCGCUUUACCAAUAUGCUCCCGUCCAGUGUUUGCAUGGAUGAUGGCGCUCUCUGAUGACUUUAUAUGGAUGUGGGGAUACCUACUUCAAUUAUUAGCGGUGCACACCUUUCAACUGCAUACCUAG
Hydatigera taeniaeformis is the source of this 424-nucleotide messenger RNA. NCBI's taxonomy places the organism in Eukaryota, Metazoa, Platyhelminthes, Cestoda, Cyclophyllidea, Taeniidae. The record is from the annotation of a GenBank genome assembly.